Panicum virgatum (switchgrass) is the source of this 1050-nucleotide messenger RNA. Its product is annotated as G-type lectin S-receptor-like serine/threonine-protein kinase At1g11303. The record is from RefSeq and is a predicted model, not a curated record. The coding region runs from base 1 to 978 and encodes 325 amino acids. The transcript has 5 exons. NCBI's taxonomy places the organism in Eukaryota, Viridiplantae, Streptophyta, Magnoliopsida, Poales, Poaceae. Gene Ontology annotation, molecular function: ATP binding; protein kinase activity. Gene Ontology annotation, biological process: protein phosphorylation.
AUGCCGAAGCCUCCAUCUAAGGUGCUAAAGGAAAUACCGUAUAAAUUGCUAAAAACAAUAACAGGUGACUUCUCAAAAUUGCUUGGUAGUGGCACUCUUCGAACAGUUUUCAAGGGAAUUGAUGAUAACGGACAAGUCACUGCCGUGAAGAUUUUCAAAGAUUAUUUGGGAGGACAAAUUGUUAAGCAGCUACAGAAUGAGAUUAGUAUCACGACGGAAUUCGAAGUCGAGCAUGAAAAUAUCAUACAGCCAGUUGGGUACUGUAUCGAAAACGAAGAGGUAGCUGUCCAAUACAAUGAAAAUGAAAAAAGGUACAUGGCUUACCCGGCGACCCACGCUGCACUCUGCUUGGAGUACAUGGAAAAUGGAAGCCUUCGAGACCAUAUUUCAGAUGCGUCUGAAGGACUUAAUUGGUGCACACGGUACAAAAUAAUCAAGGGAAUUUGUGAUGGUUUGAGAUACCUUCAUGAACGACUGCAGAGUCCUGUGCUCCAUCUGAACCUGAAACCUAGCAAUAUAUUGCUGGAUGAGAACAUGGUCCCGAAAAUAUCAGAUUUUUCUUUGUCGACACGACUUGGUGAAGAAGACACCAGGAUGAUAGAACCAAAUGUUGGAACCUUGACAUACAUGCCGCCAGAAUUCAUAAACAGACUAGUAAUUUCAAAGAAAUUUGACAUAUUCAGCCUGGGUGUCAUAAUCAUAGAGACAGUGGCAGGGUUCAGUAUUUACAAAUUACUCCAGGACAUGAUGCCUUAUGAAGAGAUUAUCGAGCUCGUGCUUGCAAAGUGGACGAACAGGCUACAGGCAAUGCUGACGCCCCAGUCAGUAGUGGAAAGAUACUGCGGACAAGUAAGGACAUGCAUCCAGAUGGCAUUGAGAUGUGUCGAUCCUGACAGGCGCAGUAGGCCCAGCAUCGGAGAAGUUGUGGCUGUCCUGGAAGCAGCUGAACUGCAAGAUCCAGGCCUCAGACUUCCCUAGAUUUUCAGAAUGUACAAUAUUUAUGUGCUCAUCCAUAUAUAGAGUUCUAUAAAAUGGUGAAGUUUGCUUGUA